Molecule: messenger RNA, 903 nt
Organism: Epithele typhae
Lineage: Eukaryota; Fungi; Basidiomycota; Agaricomycetes; Polyporales; Epitheliaceae
Product: mitochondrial 50S ribosomal protein L5
Exons: 1
Coding region: 1-903 (300 amino acids)
Biological process (GO): translation
Cellular component (GO): ribosome; cytosolic large ribosomal subunit
Molecular function (GO): RNA binding; structural constituent of ribosome
Source: RefSeq, a predicted model, not a curated record
AUGAGCGCACCACAAGCAUCACGAAUGGGACGAACGGCCACAGCGGCAGGCCGCAGCCUGCGCCGUGCGCGGGCAGCUCCCGAGGUCAAGCCCCUCCUCCGCAACGACGCUGGCUAUCCCGUCCCCCACGUGAACGUCAUCGUCCGCGACACCCACCAGCCCCGGAUGGCAGACCACUAUUUGAACACCGUGCAGGAGGACGUGAUGUACAUGUCCUACGUCCACGAGCCCUUCUCCCGCAAGCCCGUGCGCCCUCCCCGCCUCGCCUACGACCCCGCAGACCCGUACGUGAAGCACCGAUACAACCCCCCGCUCGGCGGGAACCGCUACUUCCAACGCCAGCCCCCGCCGUCCUCCCCUGACAGCGUCGUCCGCCUCGAGCGCAUCCAGAUCCACACCCAGGCGAAGAACGUCCUCACCACCCGUGCCAACCUCCUCGGGCCCAUCAUGGCCCUCCGCGCCAUCUCCGGCGCCACCGAGCGCGGCGGCGGCCAGCACACCUCCACCGGCGUCCAGCUCGUCCACGGCCACAAGAACGUCCCGAACUGGACGCGCCCCGGCGCGCCCCUCGGGGCCAAGGUCGACCUCCGCGGCCCGCCCAUGUGGGACUUCCUCUCCGUUUUCGUCGAGUUCGUCCUCCCCCGGAUGCGCGAGUUCCAGGGCGUGCGCAUGGAGGGCUCGUCCCACGCGCUCGACAAGCCGAGCUCCGCCAGCGGCGUCGUCUCCAUCGGCCUCCCGCCCCAGGCGCUCUCCCUCUUCCCCCAGAUCGAGGUCAACUUCGACGCGUACCCGAACGCGUUCGGGAUGCACAUCCACUUCAUCACCAACGCGACCGGCAUGGGGGCUCAAAAUCGCGCGCGCACGCUGCUCUCCGGCUUCCAGAUUCCGUUCGCGCGCUCAUAG